Molecule: messenger RNA, 1235 nt
Organism: Passer domesticus (house sparrow)
Lineage: Eukaryota; Metazoa; Chordata; Aves; Passeriformes; Passeridae
Gene: SNAPC2
Product: small nuclear RNA activating complex polypeptide 2
Biological process (GO): snRNA transcription
Cellular component (GO): nuclear body
Molecular function (GO): RNA polymerase II general transcription initiation factor activity
Source: RefSeq, a predicted model, not a curated record
GUGGGGAUUUCACAGCAGAAAUUCCCCAAAAUGUCAGGAAUUUCGGGGAAAUUUUCGGGGAAAAUGCCCCAAAUUUGGGGUCUAAGGGGUUCUUUAGCCCCCCGAGGUUUUGGGGAGCCCAAAAUUGCCCGAAUUUGCCCCGAUUUUGGCAGAUCCAGGCGGCGCUGGUGCAGCUGCGGUGGCCGCGCGGCUCGCGAGGCGCUGAGUGGGGCAAAUUCCGGAACUUUCUGCAAUUCCAGCGCCGGAUCCGCGCCCCCAUCCAGGUGUGGCAGGACCUGGCUGAGACCCUCGUGGGAGGGCCCCUGGAGAGACCCCCCAGCGCCGCCUUCUCCCAGGUGCUGACGCUGGCGGCCACGGAGCCCCUGAGCCUGCAGCUCUCCAGCCCCCCCCAGGAUUUGGGGGACCCCCCCGGAUUUGGGGCCUGCCCAGAACUGGGGGGGCCCCCCGGGGGUGGGGACCCCCCCGAACUCGGGGUGCCCCCGGAGCCGGGGGGGUGGGAGGUGGAUUUUGGGAGGAUCUACGAGUUCCUGGCGCGGGUCAGCGCGGGGGGCGCCCAGCCCCCCCUGAGCCCCCCAGAGGCCGCGGUGGUUCUGUCCUUACUGGGAGCGCUGCCGGCCGAACUGGGAGCGCUGGGGGCGCUGGGGGGGCUCCAGCGGCACCUGCGGGGGCUCUGGGGGGUCCCUGAGCGCCCCCCGAGCCCCGGGGGAGCCCCCGCGGGGCCCCGAGCCCGCCCAGUGCCCCCCCCUGAACCCCUUACUGGUGCCGCUGGGAUUGCUGCGGCGGGCGGCCUGAGGGCCCUCGGGACGGACCAAAAUCCCCACUUGGGGGGGGGGGUCCCAAAUCCCUCAGGGGCCCCAAAAUCCCCAGGGGGGCCCCAGAAUCCCCAGGGGGGCCCAGAAUUCCUUGGGGCGAGACCCCAAAUUCCUGCAUUUUGGGGAAGAUCCCAAUUUUCCUGGGAUUUCCAAAGUUUGGGGGGUGGGGGGUGGAAUCCCGAAUUUUGGGGUGAUCCCAAAUUCCCUCUGCGCUUUCCCAGUUUUUUUUUGGGAGGGGGAGCAAAUAAAUGUUUGGAUUUUCUCAAAGUUGGAGCGUUCGGGACUCGUUUGUGGCCGGACUGGGAGGGAACUGGGAUGGACUGGGAAUUGUCUGGGAGGGAACUGGGAUGGACUCGCCCGGAUUCCCCCCCUCCGUUCUCCCCCAAUGGUUCCGUCCAUCUCGCGUUGGCCACGCCCCCUUGA